Molecule: messenger RNA, 282 nt
Organism: Aspergillus calidoustus
Lineage: Eukaryota; Fungi; Ascomycota; Eurotiomycetes; Eurotiales; Aspergillaceae
Source: the annotation of a GenBank genome assembly
AUGAAUCCCACGACUCUCCUUCUCUCCUUCUCCCUCCUCGUUUGCACUGGCCUCGCGGACAAGAUCUGCACCCCUAGCUUCGACUACUGCGCGAGCGAGUUGAUCAAGUCCAAGGGCUUCACAGAGGCGGACCUCAAAGAUGCACUAAAGGGCACGGAGUAUGAGAGCGCCGACCCAAACAGUAUCCUAUACCACUGCACGAACCCCGGGGCCAUUGGACACCCGAAACUCUGUCCUUCCGGAUGUGCGGACUCGGUGCAGGAGGGAAGUAAGAAGUGCUAG